Molecule: messenger RNA, 261 nt
Organism: Eremothecium sinecaudum
Lineage: Eukaryota; Fungi; Ascomycota; Saccharomycetes; Saccharomycetales; Saccharomycetaceae
Gene: STF2
Product: ATPase-stabilizing factor family protein
Exons: 1
Coding region: 1-261 (86 amino acids)
Source: RefSeq, a predicted model, not a curated record
AUGACAAGGACCAACAAAUGGACGGUGCAUGAGUCAAAAGCUGACUCGCGUUUCUUCACACACAAUGGAUUUUACGGCACGUCUCCAAAAAACGUCAAGAAGGACGGUUCCGGUAGAGGCAACUGGGGGAAGCCUGGCGAUGAAAUCGAGGAUUUGAUUGAUGCUGGUGAGAUUCCUCCUGUCUUUAACAAGGGACGGAGGGGUUCUAAUACACGAGCACGUGAAGCACAGUUGGAACAGGUUCAACGGUAUAAAGUUUAG